AUGUCGGCCAGUAUAAUUGUUCAAGCUACACCAGUAAAAGCGAAUCUCGAGGGACUCCUCGAUGAAAUACAACAAAUGGAUCUAACUCCGUUAGACCAAAAAGCGACAGUAGAAGUACUGUGCCAGCAAUGCGAAGCAAGGGCAAGGAUCAUCAAAGAAAAGUUGAUGCGCCUCGAAAAAUACGUUGGCACUCUUGAGAAGAUCAACGACAAAUGGUUGGAACACAUUCAACUAGCCCCAAUGUCGCAAAAGAAAAAAGAAGAAGAAAAAUACGAACAAAUGGCAAACGACGAUAGAGGUAUUUUAAAAUUAAUUAACAUAGGUACGGAUACCAUUAUAACCUUAUCUAUGUACAAAGAUGAUACAGAGUUAGCCCUUAAACGUCUAGCACAAAUUAAAGAACCUAGCUUAACUGAAUGUCGUCCAGUAAAUUUACCACAAUUGUCGUUACCAACGUUUAGUGGAGACCCUAAAACAUGGAGAGAAUUCUGGAGUAGUUUCGAAGCCUCCGUACACACUCAAAACAUACCAGAUAUCCAAAAAUUAAAUUACUUG
This is a messenger RNA of Brugia malayi, 555 nucleotides long. RefSeq lists its product as uncharacterized. Lineage: Eukaryota; Metazoa; Nematoda; Chromadorea; Rhabditida; Onchocercidae. The transcript has a single exon. The record is from RefSeq and is a predicted model, not a curated record. The annotation marks the transcript as partial.